AGAAAUAGAUAGAUACAGUAGAUCGGAAGCUGCUAUGGCAAUGGCAAUGUCAAUGGCAUCAUCAAGCAGAAAAAGAAUGGCGUCGUCAGAUAUACCCAAUGAUUGCUGGGAGUUGGUGGUAUCUAAACUCCUGAACGAUAACGAGAUCGAUAAAGUGGAGGAGCGUAAUCAUUAUUUAGAGACACUAUCUAUGGUAUCAAAACAACUACUCUCAAUAAGCAGCACUUUUGUGAAUACCUUCAAAUUAAUUUCAAAUCCAUCAUCUCGCCUCUUCCACAGGUUCACAAACCUAACCUCCCUCGAUCUCUCCACUUUCCACGGCGGCGACAUCAACGCACUUCUCUCCCGAAUCCCUCCCGCUUCUGUUUCCCGACUCACAUCCCUUAACCUCUCUAACCACCCGACCUUCCCCAAAUUAGGGUUACAAUCUAUUAUUCUCAAUAAUAACAACAACAACCCUACAUUCAGAUUGACCUCUCUCAUCUGUUCAAAUAUUGCUUCUCUCAAAUUUACUGAUAUAACCUUCAUUGCACAUUCCUUUCCGUUUCUCCAACAUUUGGAUAUCAGUUUCGACGGAGGAGGAGACGACGACUGCAUCAAGGAGGAUUAUAACAAUGCUCUAAAGCUUGUUGCCAGAAAGCUUUCGAAUCUCCUCAAAGUUAAUCUCUCAGGUAAUGUCUACGUUAAUGAUUCGUCGUUACUUGAACUAUGUAUCAACUGUGAGUUUCUACAAGAGGUGCUUAUAUUGCAUUGCCCUUUGAUAACACAUGCUGGUAUUGCUUUUGCAAUACGCCGCAGACCUAGUUUGAAUUCGCUUUCUAUUAGUAACUUUAGGGAGGAUCCAACACAAAUUGAUGACUUUACAUCCUAUUUCAUUGAUUCAUUGGCCACUUUGAAGAACUUAACUUGUCUUGAUUUGUCUUUUUCGGGUAUCUCUGAUGUGUUGCUUUACUCUAUAGCACUUGAUCAUCUUCCUUUGAGGAAACUUGUUCUCCAAGGUUGCUAUAAUUAUACUUACACUGGUAUCUCUUAUCUCUUGUCCAAGCGUCCGUCUCUGCAACAUCUAGAUCUUCGACACGCAGUGUUUUUGGAUGACCAGCGUUUCAACCACCUCUGCCAAUUUUUUGGUGAAUUGGUGUCUAUUAAUGUCGGUUGCUGUGACAAGCUCACCAAUUCAUCCUUCUUUGCACUCCUUACCAACUGUCCUAUGCUCGCCGAGAUCAGAAUGGAGUCCACAAAAAUUGGAAUUGGUCCAACACCGUCCGUGGUGGAUUUGGUUGUAUACCCUCAAGUCAAGUCUCUCCAUUUGGCUUACAAUUCAGCUUUGGCAGACAAACACAUCAACAUCUUUGGUUUCAUGUUUCCUAAAUUGCAACUUCUUGAUUUGAGCUUUUGCCGUCACAUAUCUCAACAACAUAUUGCUAUACUAUUAAAGAGAUGUAAUAAGAUCAGGCAUUUGGAAUUUGCCUGUUUCCCACAAGCUAAGCCAUUUUCCAUCGACUUUGAUGAAGCUUCCAACCUGGAGGUGCUGAACUUGUCGCACUCAACAAUUGACGAUGAAGAACUGUAUGAAAUCUCAAAGUUUUUCCCUCGCCUUCUGCAACUCGACCUGGGACAUUGUUAUGAUGUCACGGACAAGGGAGUGGGGCUAGCCGUAGAAAACUUCACACACCUCAGAGAGAUUAAUUUGCGACAAUGUCGUAAAGUGUCUACUAAUAUCGUUUCCUCAAUGAUAUUUUCCAGGCCGUCAUUGAGAAAAAUAACGGCUCCGCCUCAUUUUCGCCCCCGUGACUGUGAUAGGAAACUCCUCUUUCGCCAAUGUCUAGUUUUCUAGUAUUCUGAUCCUCAUUCAUCUUGGCAGAGCUUUGAAAUCUAUAUGAAGUGAUCCUUUCCUUUGCCUUCAAGCUAGCUAGACUCUUUAUGUUUUGCUAUGACCACAAUGGUGUUUGCUUGAUUUCAGUGUCGUUUUCAACACGUUGUUUGGAUAGCGAUGUCUUGUAGCUACUUAUGGUUUGAAUAUAAAUGUGCUUCAGGGUGUUUUUUUUCUUCUUAUAUUAUUAUUAUUAUUAUGAUUGUUGUUGUUGUCAACCCUUAAUGUAUUAAAAUCUUGCAUAAAUUUGCUGUCUUGCUGUCCAUUAUGCAGAUUUGUUUGGAGUAUCAUGUCCAUGUGGUUGCCUUCUUGCUAUUGGCAUGAGAAUCUCCUAUUUCUAGCUAAAUUAGCCCACCCAAAUUGGCACCAGAGAGAAUCGAACCUCAGACCUCAAGAGGAGCACACUCUCAGGUCUCAAGCCAAUAAAAUGCACCAACCCAAGUUUUGGGGAAAGAUUGAAUCUGAACCAUGAGCAUCCAACUUAUAGGGUGUUAGACAUCUUGGCGGAAGGUGUUCAGGCGGAAGGUCUUCUUCGUCAAAUGCCUUUGACAGAAGAGGAAAGGAACGCUAUUCUUGGAGCUCCGGUGAUCGCACCGGCGGUUGCACCGGCACCGCCGGUGGCACCGCCGGCGAAUCCCUAGAUUUGUACACAGAGGAGAUGAAUUUACAACUCUCUUUGUAAAUUCAUCGUCCUUUUAAUUUAUGGUAAUUGGCUGGUCAACGUGAUUUUCUGAGUAUCUUUUCCUGGAGAGAAGUUGGGCCAAGGAUGAAAACACAUUGAAACUUAUUUGCUGUCAGGUAUAAAGCGGUUGAGUGAUUUCCCUCUUCCUUUUUGGUUGGCUCUCUUCGUAGAAAGAACACAUUUUACAAAUGUCAAACUAUUAGCUGCUUAGGAAUAUGCAACCUCCACUGGAUUGCCUGUUCCUAGAAACUAAGCUGAGAUAACACUACUCGAGGACAUUAUCAUUGUUUACAAAUUUGUGCAAGACGUGCAUAUCUUCGUCAUUGGUGGUGAUGAUGAGAUGAGCUCAUUUUGUCAUCUGUUCUACCAGGCUUCUUUGACGCAGUCACCCUUUUGCUGAGGUAUUUAUGGUUGUACUUUGUUAAUUAUUUCGUAUCAAAAUUUAAUUGAAAGUCAGGUGGGUAUUUACUCAUAUGUGUGUUCCUUUUACUGGAACAAUGUUGACAAAAGUGAGGCACUUGAGAACAUUCUUUAUGCCUUGCCUAGAUUGUUGAUGGAGGGUAUGUAUAUAUUGGGUAUGUAUGUAUGUAUUUAGGAAUUUGCCUGUUUCUCACUGUGAAAAGCUGCAUAACUUUGGGGUUGUAGCAUGAAGGUAACUCUUUAUUUUGGCAUAGGAUAUGCAAUAUGUGUACCAUCCACUCAGUUUUAUGUUAUUUAGAAUUGAUUGAGUGUUUUUUAAUGGAUUGAAAUACUUUUUCUUUUAUUAUCAUGGCUUUUUAUUGAGUGUUGAUUAUGUUGAGCUGCAAACAGUUUUUAUAAAUCCCUUUGUCCCAUGUUAUAUUAUUGCUUGAUAAAUUAAUUAGCAGUGUGCGGGAAGUUUUCUAUGAAUGAGAUAAGAGAAAUUACAUAUGUGCUUCUUGUACCAGGAUUUCUGAUAUAUUUAUCCACUGAUGUAUAGGACAUGGUUACUUGUUCACAUGAUUAUUGUAUUUUUAUCAAACAUUACACCUCUAGUUUAUGCCAUUGAAAGUGGAUGUCAAAUUUAGCUCUAAAUAGUGAAGUUCAUUUGACAAUCUAAAUUUUGUAAAGGUGUAUUGCUUAAGUGAGUUUUACUUUUCAUAUUCACACGUAUGCCUUCAACAACAACAUUCUCAUUUCUUCAUGCAGAUCUAAUUUGUUUAUUUAAAUAUUUGUUAUUAAUAAUUUUAAUGGCAUGCUUCAGUAAUAUGCUUUCUGUUUGGAUAUUAGGAACUCCUGGGAUAUGUUAAUUAUGUUUGUAUUCUUUUAGGAUAUUAGUGAACUCUUAGGGUAAGUUAUGUUAUUUUGCUUUCUGUUAGGAUUUUAGGAACUCUUAGGGUAUGUUAAUUAUGUUAUUUUUGAAUUCUGUUUUAUAAUUUUGUAGUUAUGCGAUUGUGACUUGUUAUAUUUGUUGUUGGUUGAACCAUAACAUAUUUA
This is a messenger RNA of Trifolium pratense (red clover), 4007 nucleotides long. Its product is annotated as F-box/LRR-repeat protein 3-like. The coding region runs from base 35 to 1834 and encodes 599 amino acids. The transcript is spliced from 8 exons. Gene Ontology annotation, cellular component: SCF ubiquitin ligase complex. Gene Ontology annotation, biological process: SCF-dependent proteasomal ubiquitin-dependent protein catabolic process. NCBI's taxonomy places the organism in Eukaryota, Viridiplantae, Streptophyta, Magnoliopsida, Fabales, Fabaceae. The record is from RefSeq and is a predicted model, not a curated record.